Messenger RNA from Thermochaetoides thermophila DSM 1495, 1644 nucleotides. RefSeq names its product T-complex protein 1 subunit theta-like protein. The coding region runs from base 1 to 1644 and encodes 547 amino acids. Gene Ontology annotation, cellular component: chaperonin-containing T-complex. Gene Ontology annotation, molecular function: ATP hydrolysis activity; ATP binding; ATP-dependent protein folding chaperone. The record is from RefSeq and is a predicted model, not a curated record. Gene Ontology annotation, biological process: protein folding. The transcript is spliced from 4 exons. Lineage: Eukaryota; Fungi; Ascomycota; Sordariomycetes; Sordariales; Chaetomiaceae.
AUGUCCCUUAGCAUUCCCGGCGCGCCCAACGCGGGCCUCUUUAAGCAGGGCUACAACAGCUACGAUUCCGAAGAUGGAGCCGUCCUGCGCAACAUCGAUGCCUGCCGUGCCAUCUCCUCGACCGUGCAGACCUCUCUCGGCCCGUACGGCCGCAACAAGGUCGUCAUUAACCACCUGGGAAAGAUGAUCCUGACCUCAGACGCCGCCACCAUUCUGCGCGAGCUCGACGUCGUCCACCCCGCUGCGAAGCUGCUCGUCAUGGCCAGCCAACAGCAGGAGGCUGAGAUGGGCGACGCCACGAACCUCGUCAUCGUCCUCGCCGGCGAGCUGCUCAAAAAAGCUGAAGACUUGCUGCGCAUGGGCCUCAAGACCUCCGACAUCGUCAACGGCUACGAGCGCGCCCAGAAAAUUGCUCUGGAUGCCCUGGAGGAGCUCGAGGUCGACAAGGUCGAGGACCUGCGGAACCCCGAGGAGCUGAAGAAAGCCCUGCGCACCGUCAUCGCCAGCAAGCAGAACGGCAGCGAAGACUUCCUUGCCGGCCUUGUCGCUGAGGCCGUCCUCUCCGUGCUGCCCAAGAACCCGGUCAACUUCAACGUCGACAACGUCCGCGUCGUCAAGAUCAUGGGCGGCAGCCUAGACCAGAGCCGCGUCGUCCGCGGAAUGGUCUUCAACAAGGAACCGGAUGGUGCGGUCAAGAAGGCCCGCAAGGCCAAGGUCGGUGUGUUCACUUGCCCGAUCGACAUCAGCCAGACGGAGACGAAGGGUACCGUGCUGCUGCACAAUGCCAAGGAGAUGCUUAACUUCUCCAAGGGCGAGGAGGAGCGGCUAGAGGCCCAGAUCAAGGAGCUGCAUGAUGUCGGCCUGCGUGUCAUCGUUGCCGGCUCCACCGUUGGCGAGCUGGCCAUGCACUACCUCAACCGCUACGGCAUCCUCGUCAUUAAAAUCUUCAGCAAGUUCGAGCUGCGCCGUCUGUGCCGCGUCGUCGGCGCUACCCCGCUAGCUCGCCUCGGCGCCCCUAUGCCUGACGAGAUGGGUACCAUCGACGUUGUUGAGACCCAAGAAAUUGGCGGUGACCGUGUGACUGUCUUCCGUCAGGAGGACGAGGCCACCCGGACUGCUACCAUUGUCCUGCGUGGCGCGACCCAGAACCACCUCGACGAUCUCGAGCGUGCCGUUGAUGAUGGUGUCAGCGUCAUCAAAGCCAUCACAAAGGAUGCCCGUCUCGUGCCCGGCGCUGGCGCCACCGAGAUUGAGUUGGUUGACAGGAUACAGGCUGCUGCUGACAAGACUCCCGGUCUGGCUCAGUACUCGAUCAAGAAGUACGGCGAGGCCUUUGAGGUCGUGCCGCGCACGCUAGCUGAGAGCGCUGGUCUGGAUGCUACUGAGGUCGUCAGCAGGCUGUAUGCUGCUCACCAGAAGAAGGAUGGCUGGACUACUGGUGUGGAUAUCGAGAACCAGGAAAACACCGGUGUCCUCGACGCCGAGGACGAGGGUAUCCUUGACCUGCUCUCUUCCAAGCACUGGGCCAUCAAGCUGGCCACUGAGGCCGCCCGCACCGUCCUGUCCGUCGACCAGAUCAUCGUCGCCCGCCAGGCUGGCGGGCCAAAGCCUCCUGGACCCAACCCGAACUGGGACGAAGACUGA